AUAGUUUUAUUCAACCUGCAACUAUACCAUUAUAAACACCAACAUACACCACCUCCUUCCCUCCGCCUCCGCCACCGCCGCCGCUGCCACCUGGCUAUAAAACACGAGAACUCAAAUUUAGCUCGUAUGAAAAUCUUAUCAUGCACUACCAUCACUAACAAAAAUAAAAAAACAUGUUAAAUAUACCCACCACUCUCUCUGAAAUUUGCCUUACUCUUUUCCGAUUAGCCAUCUCCACCGCUGACCCAUGGCCGUUUUCUUGAACCUCACCAUUCUCUAACAAAACCCCGUUUAUCUCUUAUAUUAACUCUAAAUUUAUUGUUACAGUCAUGACCAAGAUAAAAGGCUUCAGGAUUGGAAAACGGUUAAUCCGGAUCUCCAGAUGGAUCUUCCGGCGGACCCGAAAUAUACGGAGCUAUGAUAAGCUAUGCACGUCAGGAAAAUCUUGCAGCAGGCUUAAGCCCAUCACGAAGCUUAUUAACUGGGGUCGCCGUUUAACAACCGGAGCAAAGUCACUCUGCUAUGCAAAACCCAAGUCGGGUUAUAUCCAUAUCGGGGAGGAACCAACCGAUAAAAAACCGGCGACGGUUCCGAAAGGGCACAUGGCGGUUUACGUGGGUCAAAAAGAUGGGGAUUUUCAUAGGGUAUUAGUGCCGGUUUUCUACUUUAAUCAUCCUCUGUUCGGUGAGUUAUUGAGAGAAGCAGAGAAAGAAUACGGGUUCCAUCAGCCGGGUGGGAUUACGAUUCCUUGCGGGUAUUCGGAGUUUGAGAGAGUCCAGACCCGUAUUGCUGCAGGGUCGGGUGGACGUCAGCUGACGUGGAAAAGAAACCAUUAUUAUGAGUGUGAUAGUGGUAGGUUAUUAUGAGAUGAUGACGAUAAUUUGAUAGUUAUGUUUAGAUUUUUUUAAUUGAGAAUAGAUUCUGCUUUUGUUUUCUUGUUUCUCUUUAAUUUAGUGAGUUAAUUUAUGUGGUGUAAUGGAUUCUGUAGUUGUAAAUAUAGUUUGGUUCGAUGCCGAUGAUUAUACAAAUUUUAUAAUAUUUAGAUUUA
Molecule: messenger RNA, 1048 nt
Organism: Mercurialis annua (annual mercury)
Lineage: Eukaryota; Viridiplantae; Streptophyta; Magnoliopsida; Malpighiales; Euphorbiaceae
Product: auxin-responsive protein SAUR36-like
Exons: 1
Coding region: 330-866 (178 amino acids)
Biological process (GO): response to auxin
Source: RefSeq, a predicted model, not a curated record